Molecule: messenger RNA, 210 nt
Organism: Clonostachys byssicola
Lineage: Eukaryota; Fungi; Ascomycota; Sordariomycetes; Hypocreales; Bionectriaceae
Source: the annotation of a GenBank genome assembly
AUGGAUUCCAUCAAGCAGGGCGCCAACUACGUCUCCGAGAAGGCCCAGCAGGCCGUUUCCGGUACCUCCAAGGAGGCCAACAAGGAGGUUGCCAAGGACAGCAACGCUAACCUUGGCACUCGUGCUUCUGCCGCCAAGGACGCCGCCGGCGACAAGCUCAAGGAGUCUAAGCACGACGCCAAGGGCGAGGCUCACAAGGAGGCCAUCUAA